Molecule: messenger RNA, 3391 nt
Organism: Osmia lignaria (orchard mason bee)
Lineage: Eukaryota; Metazoa; Arthropoda; Insecta; Hymenoptera; Megachilidae
Product: DDB1- and CUL4-associated factor 11
Biological process (GO): proteasome-mediated ubiquitin-dependent protein catabolic process
Cellular component (GO): Cul4-RING E3 ubiquitin ligase complex
Molecular function (GO): protein binding
Source: RefSeq, a predicted model, not a curated record
UCUCGAUGGUUUCAAGUUCUCACGCGCGCUCUUCGUUCCUGUCAUCGUCUGUUUCAACUGUCAUACUCCCUGCACUAGCGCCAUCAACCCUCGCGAACGUUUUACUUGUUUGCUUUUACACGGUAAAUAAAACACGUUUGUUAGCUGCAUGGGAGGCGUUAAUUCACGCGAUAUGGAUAUCGCACACGAUCCAGGACUUGCCGCUGUCCUGCAAUAUCUGAUACGCAGCGGCCAACUACACAUUAUAACUUCGGAUCAGGAUGACUCGGAAGAAGAAUACGCGGCGAAUUCUCAACCACCGAGAGUCACAUCUUCCCCGAACACGUCCAGAUUAGAUAAAAGCGAAAUAAGUCUUGCCACGAAACAAGCGUGCGGAUUCGUAGACAACGUCGAUAAACAUAAUCUAUCAGUGACGUCGAUGAUUCAAAGAAGAAGUUUGGGUCCUAGUUUUAGUAGAGGAGAGAGGUGUCGAAUAAGUAGCAGCUUUCUACCAAAUAAAAUGCAUCAAGUCGCUAAAUAUAAUACUAAAGCGUUUUGCGGUUCUUACUCGGAGGACGGAAGAUUUUUCUUAACUGCUAGCCAAGAUAAAUUUUUGCGUCUUUAUCGGACGCACGACGGAGAAUUUGUAGAAUUCAAAACUAUUCCUGCACGAGACGUGGGUUGGAGCAUUUUGGAUACAGCGUUUAGUCCUGAUGGCAAUUACAUCGUUUAUUCUAGUUGGUCGGAAUGUUUGUAUUUGUGGCCCGUUUACGGAGAUUCGAGUACACAAGAAUCGUUAUCGUUGUGCCCAGAGGAGCGAAGAUUUGGUGUAUUUUCCGUAGUAUUUUCAAGCGAUGGACGAGAAAUUCUGAGCGGCGCGAAUGACGGUUACUUUUAUAUAUACGAUCGAGAAUGUCAUCAACGCGCGUUCAGGAUCGAAGCCCACGACAACGACGUUAAUACGGUUGUGUUUGCGGACGAUACCUCACAAAUUUUAUACAGCGCUGGUGACGAUGGACUUUGUAAGGUAUGGGAUAGAAGAACAUUGAGCGAAACCGAUCCACAUCCGGUUGGAGUGUUAGCUGGACAUAUGGAUGGAAUUACGUAUAUCGAUCCGCGCGGCGACGGUCGAUACCUUAUCACAAACAGCAAAGAUCAGACCAUCAAAUUAUGGGACGUGCGCGCAUUUUCUGACCACAACGGUGAACAGAACACGCGCAAGGCUGUUGCAAAUCAAAAUUGGGAUUAUCGAUGGCAAAAAGUACCGAAACGACUGCACAAAGCGAGAAAUAUGUUGGAAGGCGAUACCAGCAUCAUGACCUAUCGCGGUCAUUCCGUACUUCAAACAUUGAUACGUUGUCAUUUCUCUCCUUCUUCCAUUACGGGUCAAAGAUACAUAUAUACCGGAUGUGCCGCAGGACGAGUGAUAAUAUACGACGUGUUGACUGGCAGGAUAGUUAGUAGUCUAGUGGGACACAAAGGAUGCGUUCGUGAUGUCAGUUGGCACCCGUUUCAUCAGGAGAUCGUUUCUACGUCCUGGGACGGCGCGAUCGUCAGUUGGCGAUACGCUGGAAAAACCGCUCUGGACAAUUCCGACUCGGAGGAGGAGACCGACGCGGAAUCACCGCCGCGUACUUUAAGACGUAGUCAACGAAUAGCUGCUCAACGAGCGAAACAUGCCGCGACAUGUUGAGUCCCCUAGAUUCCCUAGAACCGGCAGAUCGGGAACGUUCUCGGGAAUUGAAUCUUUUUAUUCUUACGAGGAAAGAGCUAACGCUCUCGAGGCUCUCGGUGAAAUGUUUUCGUGUCGAUGCUGAUGAUUGAUCGUUCGAUCAGUCGACGUUUCCCUUCAACGGACACAACCUUUUUCUAUAAGACUGAAUUGUUAUCGAACACGUGCACUUUAACGAAAUGAACGUUGCAAUUGAAAUCGUUGCGUCGACGCAUCGUUCAUACUUAGAUACGGGCAACGCGCGUUCAUAGUAAAUAAGGCAAAUUGCCGAUACCCAGCACUACCCUAGCUAUGCGACUGCUUCUCUUUCGAAUCAAACUUGCCAUUUCCCAACGGUCCACCGAUCUAUCUUUUCUUUUCUUUUCUUUUCUUUUCUUUUCUUUUCUUUUCUUUUCUUUUCUUUUCAACUGACAUUCGAAUGAUCGGGAAAACAUCUUCCCUCUGCUUCUCUUCUUUCCGGUCUCCUUUUCUUCCAGCAGUUUUCUUUAAAUCCGAUUUUUCUUGUUCACUUCAAUUUUCUUUUCGUAUCGUAGAUGUGCUUUCAAGUAGGAAAAAUGUUGGUGCAACAGCCUCAAAAGCCUUCCUUAUAAAUACGAAUAUUAAGAAUAUUAUUAUACUUUACUCGUUGCAAUCUGUUAUUUUGAUUUCUCGAAGAAAAUGAAAGACAUUAGCAGGUAAGAAAUUAAUCCGCUUCUGCUUAACGGAAUAUUAUCAUCUUUUCAACUCGAUCAUUUUAGUGCAUUGUACGAAAAAUAAUACUUUUGUAAAUGAAUAGAAAUCGCAAGGGGGAAAGGAAAUGGAAAUGAAAAUGGAAAAUGGUAAAAAGAGACAGUCCGAUAUCCACGGCAUAGCUGUUUUGCGAGUUGACCAAAAGCGAAAGGGACGGUAAUACAUACGUGUAUAUUUUGCAGUUGUAUAUGUGCUCCGUAAGGUAUGUUUAAAUGUUAUGAAUGGAAUUUUAAAAAUUGUACAGAUAUAGAAAGAUAUAGAAAUAUAGAAUACGUGAACAUAGAAACAUACGUACGUACAUAUACAUACAUAUAUGCCAUAGGUACAUACGUGCGAAAAUACAUAAUAUAAUAUACAUAUAGUAUGUAAGUGUAAUCGAUAAACGAUACGUUUGCGAAAGGUACUUUUGAUAAAUAAAUAAUUGUUAAUUUAUUAUUUGUAUCGUAAAUAUUUUGUUCUUCAUUAUACAUAUAUGGUAUAUACAGGACGCUGGGUUACGAGUGGACAUCCCUUGAGAGGAUUGUAGCUGGGGUGAUUCUGAAGAAUUUGUUCUUUUAGCAAAAAUGAUUUAUGUAAAAGAGCCGAGCAAGCAGUGUAGAGAGUGCGCAGGCGCAGGCGCAGCCACAGCCACGGGAGUGUCAGCUACGAACCGAUGCGUCAUUGCUCGCUCUUUUUAUUUAUUAAUAAUUGAAAAACUAAGUCUUAAAGAGUAGUUUGGUAAAGGAAAAAGCUAUUAACCCCUGAAAGGAUGCCCAGCCGUAGCCGAACACCGUAUAUGUAUAUGUAUAUAUUGUAUAUUGUAUAUUGUAUAUUGUAUAUUGUAUAUAUGAGGAAUAUAUGCAUGCACUUUUAUUAUAAUAACGAUAAGUACGUACUGUACGAAUGUACGCGCAAGUAUGGCUGCAUAUGUAAAUGUGUACUAAUAAAUUGCUAGAGGGUAUAAAUACGAAA